AUGGGCGGAGAGGGAGCACUGGAGGCUGGCCUCCUUCCUCGCGUGGAGGGCUGGAGGCGCUUAGGUCAAGGGGGAGGGAUUAGGGGUGCCGGAGCUCAAAAUGGUGGAAUCAGUGAUGGUUCUCAGAUGCGGGGAGGGAGCACCGGAGGCUGGCCUUCUUCAUCCUUGCUGGACCUUCCUAAUGACAUGAGGGUGGCUCAAGAGAAGAAAUUGGAAGAACUAAAGAAACGGCAAGAGAAUCAGACUCAAGAGGCCAUGCAACGAACAAUACAGUUGAGGGAUAGAAAGAUAAAGUUUUUUGAGAGGCGAAAGAUUGAGAGGAUGAUAAGGCGUCUUGACAAACAGCAACGGAUAAAUGCUGAUGAGGCCAGCAACAAGCUGGCAACAUUGCGAGAAGAUCUUGAAUAUGUUAGAUUUUUCCCAAAGGAAGAAAAAUAUUUCCCUUUAUUCACCGGGGGUAAUACCCCAGAUAUUGUGGAGAAAAGGAAUACAUGGCGUAAACAGAUCAAGGAGAAUCUCAUCGCUGCUGCAGCAAAUGGAAAGGACUUAGAAGAGACAGCCAGUGACGAUGACACCUUGGAUGUGAGUGAAGAUGACUUCUUUAUGUCUGGAAGUUCAAGUGAUGAAGAGGCAGAUGAUGAGCUUACCGAUAAAAGUACAAAGUAUGAUUCACAACUCUUGGGCAUUGUACUUGCUAUUAGGUUCCCAGUGCUUAGUUUUGAAGUCAAGGGACAAGAGAACCUGGUGCUUCAGGUAGGGCAGCGUCUGCGGCAGAGAGAUGCUCGAGUGCUUAUGCCACCACCUCGCUCAUUACCACCUAAUAGAGCUAGAUCUGCGGAUAAACGUGCGGUGUCCAGCUCUGGCAAUGCUUCGACCAGCACAAGCGGUAACUCGUUCAAAAAUAGAAGAGCAUCAAAUCUUUCUGGAGAUCACAACAGCACUCUGAGUUCAAAUUCUGAUGCUCAUAAGCCACGCCGCAAAAGGAGACCGAAGAAGAAGAAGCAGGAAUGUAUCCACAGGAAAAGAGAAGGGAGAAGUGGUACAGUCGUAUGGAAGGAGAAGGGAAAAGCGAGGGGAGUGCCUGGCAAUGGCGCCACCGCCACAGGGGGAAGGAAUAUGAUGAAACAUCGCUUCUUGAUCGGACGUAUCCUGCGAUGGGAUCGACAGUUCACGCGCCACCACCACCACCAGUUCGACAUGACUUGUGCCAUCAUCAUUCAUCAGCAGACACAAAGCAAAUGUGCUCAUCUGUGA
Triticum turgidum subsp. durum (durum wheat) is the source of this 1254-nucleotide messenger RNA. The record is from the annotation of a GenBank genome assembly. Lineage: Eukaryota; Viridiplantae; Streptophyta; Magnoliopsida; Poales; Poaceae.